AAAACUACGCACCGUCAACCUAGCAUUACAGAGCACAAAGAGAACCAACCUGCGAACAUAUCCAUUAACCGACAUACUUGCCAGCCUGUUUGACGAAUACAACUGUGAUGGCUUCCAGCUCGAUGCAGCUCGGUGCAGCAGAAAACAAAUCAAUUUUGACACCAAUCAUGACCUUGGAGGGACAUGGACUAUGGAAAUAUUCCUUGCAGGAUCCUGAGGAGUACAAACAUAUUUCGUGCAUUUCCUAUUUCUCCGACGGCAAGCAAAUGAUCAGCGGAUCAGGCGAUAAGACCAUUCGGCAAUGGGACCUGCGAGCCGGUAAGGAGAUUGAGGAGGCUCGGGAGGUUUGUGAGCAUGGUAUAGUAUCAGUGAUGAUAUCAAGGGAUGGUCGAUGGGUUGUCACUGCCAGCGAUGAGGAACUCAAAGUCAGUGAGGUUCAGACGGGGAUCGUGAGAACAUUUCACACUGGGAGAAUUACCUGCAUCGACAUCUCGGCGGACAGCACAUUGCUAGCGAGUGGGUCAUACAAUUGGAUAGCACGAAUAUGGAGCUUGCACACGGGCAAACUCGUGUCUGGUCCAUUCAAGUUUAGCGAUGAUAUUCCUGGCUUAAGAGAACUUGGACUCUCAAAAGACUCUCGGAAGCUGGCGAUGGUUCAGAUAUCAGAUCGAGCACACUUCCACUGCCUCCAGGUGUGGGACGUCCAAGCACAGAAGUUGGUUGUACAAAAAUCUAUCCCUAGCGUUUCGGAGUCGACUUUCCCGAUCUUAUGGACAACAAAACACGAAACCAUUAUAACCAUAUUCCAGGACGACCUCACUACAAUACAUGAGUUUGACGCAUCAACGCUCAAAGCCGUCGGGGCUCCUUUCCAACACACUUAUCGCAUCAUUAGUCUAGCACUCUCAUCUGAUUGUGUUCUCCUCGCCAGUUCUUCCUACGACAACACCAUCAAGCUAUGGACCUUCGAGUCCCGUCAGCUCCUCGCUUCAUUUGACGUCGAAUCCUCCAGAACUCUCGUCAUCUCGCCCGAUUCCUGCCAACUGGCUUACACGACCUUCCGUGACACCAAGAUCUAUAUAUGUAACAUUCCAGCCGAUAUUCUUACUACCAUUGAACUUGCAGAAGAACCGCAACCUAGUUCCAGUAAAUCUGGACGUCUAUCCCAUUCUGUUUUACUCGACUGACAAUAUCUGUCAUGUCCCCCAUCCCCCAAGCUUUACCUACCAGGGACUCACAUGUUCGCCUCCGCUUUCCACGCAAACUUUUUUCCUCCUCUUCUCGCACAGACGCGGUUCGCGCCGAUCAGCCUCGUAACCCCCUAG
Suillus fuscotomentosus is the source of this 1325-nucleotide messenger RNA. RefSeq names its product quinon protein alcohol dehydrogenase-like superfamily. The coding region runs from base 108 to 1187 and encodes 359 amino acids. The record is from RefSeq and is a predicted model, not a curated record. The transcript has 3 exons. NCBI's taxonomy places the organism in Eukaryota, Fungi, Basidiomycota, Agaricomycetes, Boletales, Suillaceae. Gene Ontology annotation, molecular function: protein binding.